CACACUACAACUAACACAGGCUGAACUUCAAGCACAUCUCGCAGGGUAGGCUCAGCUCCUCAUGGGGCUCUCGGCUGUGCUGUAUGAUGAUGAUGAUGAUGAUGACGACGAUGACCUCGAUGAGGAUUAUCUGUCUGAUUCUGAUACAUUGCUCAUGGCAGCUUUCAGAUAUCGAUCCCUUGCAGUGUCUAUCACUGGCACUGUAGAAAUGGUUCACGAGGGCCAUACAAUCGGAUGCCUCGGUGCAAAGAUUUCCUUUCAUACUGAUUGCACAAGUCUCGAUCGUGAAUUUCAACACUAUUUUCGGCGCUGGGAGUACUACUUGGAGUUGCAAGGAGUGCACUCGCCUUUCGAUGAUCAACCGAACGGAGUGGGCGUGGGUACUGGGAUGGCCGGGUGCCUGCCGAACGUUAAAGCCGGGUAUGAUUGGGCAAUCACGUUGUUUAUUUCUAAAGCCUUUGCCAAACAAUUGGAACAAUCCAAAAGAGGCGAACACCUUCUCAUCGUCACGACUCGGGAACAAGCAUCUUCCUUCUAUUUGGUUCUCAAACAGGAGACCAACCCGCGGUCCGUCACUGCUAUCAAAAACAUGUCAUCUCUAGAACCAGCGCAAAUAGCAUCUAAAGCCUCAAAAAACAAAAUCAAAGAGACUUCAAAGAAAAAGUCAAAAUCGCAGCCAGUCACUGUCACCGAUAAUGGCAAAAACGAAGGAGAAAACCCACAUUGGGCUUACAAACCUCCGCCUGGUUCUAAAUUAUUGGACCAUGCAUUCGAAACCGAGACUUUCGACUGGGACUCCGUUCAGAAGGAUGAUGAUCUAGAAAUAUGGCUAAUACGUGUUCCAGACUCAGUCAAACCCCAACAUCUUGACGGACUGGAGAUUGAUGCGCCCUCGUCCUCACGGAGCGAUCAGGUCGGUAGCUUGUCGCGGAAGAGCGCUGUCUAUGAUAUAUGGUCGAUGGGCGACGAUGAUACGGAUUUCGCUAGAGCAGAGGAACUGAGAGGACUGUCGUGUUUACUUCCCAGAAAGAAAAAAAGGGGCAAGCUGUACAUAGCGCCAAAAGAGAUUGCACGUCAUCUUGUUGUUUCAGCCCAGCCAUCAAGAGCGAGCCCUCCGGAGCACCCAUCCAUUCUACACCAAAAUCCUCCUCGCCCCUCAUAUCCAAAAGAAUUACUCAAGCAUCAUUUCGUGCCAUACGGAGCCAAGCCCCCAAUAAAUAGUGACCAUGCGAGUAUGGAUACUGACGGCCAAGCACAGGGCGGUGAUGCUGGCUCUAGUUUUGGAGGGUCACCCCGCACGACAAAAGAGUUUAUGGUAAAGGAGUUGAAGAGCAGGAAACGUAAAGUUGAGGGAGAGACGCCUCGUAAGAUAACGGUUAAAAAACCCAAAAUAACGAAGUAUGUAGGGUGA
This is a messenger RNA of Suillus subalutaceus, 1411 nucleotides long. RefSeq lists its product as uncharacterized. Lineage: Eukaryota; Fungi; Basidiomycota; Agaricomycetes; Boletales; Suillaceae. Gene Ontology annotation, biological process: transcription by RNA polymerase I. The transcript has 7 exons. Bases 62 to 1411 code for a protein of 449 amino acids. The record is from RefSeq and is a predicted model, not a curated record.